AUGGACUAUGGCUACUUUUUUCCCGCACAACAUAUUGAAGACACGAAUGGUGUGGAUUUUUGGAUAGAUAGUAAUGCCGAAUUUACACAAUCUAAAAGACCCGACUCUUCAACGUCUACUCUUACAAGGGUCUUAACGGACACCACGAACGUUUCAAAUAAUAGUGGAUCGCUAAAAAGGAAACCGAUCAAGAACAAAAAACUCCCACAACGGAAGAUACUAAAUAAUAGUGAGUAUUUUGACUUUGGAAAAGCAAAUACCGAUUGCAAGCAUGUGUUUAAAAGUAUUUCUAAGCAACUAAUUUUCCUUCCAAGGUGUUUUCAACAUCACAGUAUCCGAGGCUGGAUGAAAGACAGAUACUCGGAAUUUGGCUAUAAAAUAAAGAGAAACCAAAAUUGCCCCCCUUCAGCAUGUGUACAGGCACUAUACAGUACUAGCAGAUCCAAUAAUAAAGAACCAAAUGCCAGUGAUUUGGAUUCUCUAAUAAUUUAUAAAUUUAUGCGAUACUCUGAGAAGAAAAAAGAAUUGAUGUGCAGAUUUUGCCAGGGAAGUAAUUGGAUCGUAGCUGAGAACUACCUAAAACAUUUAUUUUUUGCACACGGCAUUUUGUCUGAAUUCAAGCCUCACACUUUAUACCAUUUUGAGUCUAAACUGUUAAAAAUUCAGGAAAACCUUAAUUUCAAAGUUCAAGUAUUAAAAGAGCCAGAAUUUAGCAAAAAGGUUUUGAGUUCUCUCACUGUAUCCAUUAUUCCCUCUCCUUUGACCUACUAUACUCAAACAUUGAACGGAGGGUUUAGGAGAAUUCAUGUGAAGUGUCCCCGCUGUGAAAAUUGGAUCCGUUUGGGUUGGUGUGAAUAUGAUGAAAUUAUCAGGGAUUCCUUUCAGGAUUUCGAAUCCCUAAGAAACCUCAAUGCUGAUUAUAAUGGGAUGUCGUAUAUUCAAGCACGUAAUAGAGAAGAUAUUGAAGGUAUAUAUGAGAAUUAUUUUACACACUACAUCCAAUGUGACUUAGCCAAGUUCCGAACAAAAUGUUUAUAUGUCCAAGUCAUAACAAAAAAUAAUUGA
Messenger RNA from Saccharomyces paradoxus, 1065 nucleotides. RefSeq names its product Ecm8p (gene ECM8). Lineage: Eukaryota; Fungi; Ascomycota; Saccharomycetes; Saccharomycetales; Saccharomycetaceae. Bases 1 to 1065 code for a protein of 354 amino acids. The transcript has a single exon. The record is from RefSeq and is a predicted model, not a curated record.